Messenger RNA from Harpegnathos saltator (Jerdon's jumping ant), 1716 nucleotides. RefSeq lists its product as uncharacterized. The transcript has a single exon. Bases 1017 to 1601 code for a protein of 194 amino acids. The record is from RefSeq and is a predicted model, not a curated record. NCBI's taxonomy places the organism in Eukaryota, Metazoa, Arthropoda, Insecta, Hymenoptera, Formicidae.
GGGUGGCUCGAGAAGGGUGGGCGGCGGGUGAAGGGUGGCUCGGGAUUCUCUCGGUGGUCUCGCCGGAACGAUCGGGCGGCUCCGACGUCGCUCGUAUCUGGCCGGCUUUCACGGCGCCGGCGCUAUUUCACCCCUUUGACGUAGCAAAAUGGCGGCGGCGUGUCGGAGGCGUCUCCGUUGCAGUGCUCGACGUCGAGCAGUCCGCAUACGUUCGCAACAACGUUCCAGCAGAUUAACGCGGCGGCAGAUCGGACGCAACGCACGGCACCGCGGCACCGUGUUCCUACGUGCGUGAGACACGGGUUUCUUCCUUGCUUCCGGUGACGCCGACUACCCCCGCGCACGGGGUGGCAAGGGCGAGCAGCGUGCGAGUUACGCGUCGGUCGCGGUCGACGCGAAAGCGACGUGAGAAGCAGCGGAGAGCGGUGCCCGGAGAGAGAGAGAGAGAGAGAGAGAGAGAGAGAGAGAGAGAGGAGAGAGUGAGAAAGAGAGGAGGAGAGAGGGAGGGAAAGAGCUAGAGAGCGGGUGAUACGGCCAAGUGCGUCCGGUACGUGAUAUUCUCCAAGUGUUCUCGCGACGCCGCGUGCCUCUUCCGGUCUCUUCCGUCCCUUCGUCCCCUUCUUCUCCCCCCUCUCCCUCUUCUCUCUCCAUCUGUCAGUUUUCGUCUGAAAUUCGUCCGUUUUGCACCCCUCUCCCUCCCUGUCCCUCGUUGUUGCCUCCUUUUUCUCUCUUUCGCUCUGCUCCGCUCUCUCCCUCCCUUCCGCCCUUUCACCUGCCCCUAGCCUCUCCCGCCGCUGCCUCGGUCCUCGCUCCUUCCUCCCGGUGGUCUCUCUGUCUCUCUCUCUACGCUUCUUCGUCCCGGUAACUCUUUCACGGCACCAUCGGUGAGAUGCGCGUGACCGGUCGCGCCUCGGGACGACGGCGACGACGUGCCUGGCGUUGUUGGUGCACGUUCCUCUGACGAGCACGAGAGACACGCGGCGAGACACGGCACGUCCACCGCAGCCCUCGCUACUAUGAUAAUAACGAGAGGCACGGCGACGGCGGUGGCGGCAAGGUGGGCGCUCCUCCUCAAGCGAGAGACGCUCGGCCGAACUUACCACAACGGUGGACAACGGCGACCGGCGGUGACCCGUAGCGACGUGGCUACGGCGAUGUUGUCUCUUUGCGGCCGUACACACGCAUCGCACGGGAACGACAGCAGCAACAGCAGAACCGACAGCAGCAGCAGCAGCAACAACAACAACAACAACACCAUCACCUUCGUAGGCACCGGGCCGCAGUGGACCAUCAGCAGCAGCUGCACAGUCGCGUUGGCGUUGCCGUGUCACUAUUAUUGUCAGCGUCGCAUCGGUGAUAUCGCCGUAACGUCGGACUGCACGUUGCUCGUCGACGACCACGAGGACGAACCGAUAGCGCGAGCAUCUCCGAAUCAGCGGCAGCACGAAGACGACGACGACGACGACGACGACGACGACGGCGGUGACGACGACGACGACGACGACGACCAGGAAGACGAGGACGCGAACGAGGCAGCAGUUGUGAACGCCGGUGACGGUUGCCUUCUCAAUCGCCGGGAUAGACUACGUUGUUGCGCGUGACCAAGAGCCUCGCUACGCCGAGUCGAUGAUACGCGUGAUGAUACAGUGUGACGAUUAAAGCGGCGGACGAACGUGCUAACCGACGACAAUCCGCCGGACGGACAGACCAGAGAGA